Molecule: messenger RNA, 1159 nt
Organism: Lentinula edodes (shiitake mushroom)
Lineage: Eukaryota; Fungi; Basidiomycota; Agaricomycetes; Agaricales; Omphalotaceae
Exons: 6
Coding region: 328-1152 (274 amino acids)
Source: RefSeq, a predicted model, not a curated record
AACAAACACCUCAGGUCGCCAAAUUUAAAUAACGAACAAUUAGGCUUGCAGAUGAAGGCAAUUUUCUUUUCCGUUCUCUCCUGCUCUCACUCUGCUGGUCAGAGACUGAACUAUCGAGGAGCUUCUGCAACUUUCGUCUCUCAGAUUCUUUCAUCCAUUAAUUGCCCUCGACGCUGGACAACUGCAAUUCGCCACCUCCGAAAACGACACGAGCCCCUCUCCUUCCUCUUGUAUCUGUUCAUUGCUCAUUGCUCUUGGUGAUCUCUCCGAACCCUUCCUUCAAGUUCUCUGAAGAUUUUCGAUUUCUUUCACUUGCAAUCAGCCAUCAUGCAGCCUACUAUGAAAAUUGUUUCCUUUCUGUUCCUUUUCCUCGUCAUAUUCACAAUACAUGCCACUGAUGCCGCACCCACUCCCGCUCCAAACUCAGAGAAGAUAAAAAGAUUGGGUCCAAGUGGAGGAGAGCGCAACCCCGAUUGGAUUCUGGGCUUCUACGGGGAAGAUGAAUACCUCGACGGAGAUGACAAGAAAGUCUUUGAAAAAACCCUGAACGACUUGGUAGUCGGUGAUGUCCUAUACAAGUAUAUGGGCGCGUACAAUAAAGGCAUCUAUCUCCUACUUGAAGAUUACGAGGUUAAGGGUGUGAAACAUGGCAAAGACACACUUAUUAUCAAAGUCAUCGGAGGCCUACGGAACCCAAAAAGUGUAGUGGAUAACAAAGUUUGGGGUGAAGUGAAAGCCUUGAAAGAUGUUGGUCUUUACGUCGACUCGGGGAUGGCUAAUGUUGAUAAUGGGAAGUAUCCUGUUAUUGUGAUGAAGCUGGUCAAGGGGGUGAUGAUUAAGGAUACCACGGAGUAUGAGAAUGCCAGAUUGGACCUCAGAUUGAAGUGGUUGGAAGAAGCCAAACCACUGGUAGAAGAGGAAGUCGUGAACAUUGCAGUUGAGAAGGGAAUCCUUCAAACUGAUUUUCAUCCUGACAACUUUCUUGUUGGCGGGAAAAAAACUCCUGAGGGUCUGGCUCUGGCUAUCCCCAUAACUGAAGCUCGACUUGUGGAUUGGGGAUAUCCCGGAGUUUUCAAAGUGAAAAAAGAUGUCACGAAGGAGGAAGUUAGAGCAUGGUUUGAGGCGCAGUGGAAAUUGAAGAGUUCAUUGUAGUGGUGAA